CUCAUGGCGCCGCGGUCAAACAAAGCAAAUUCUACCAGGAACUUCCGGCAGAUAGCAUGGUGAAGCACUCCCAUCUCGUGAAGGUCUUCUGUGUAUCCUUCCUCCUUGUGUCUGGCGUCGCUGCCCAGGGUGAUGACACUAUUGCACCAACUACGACUUCCAGGCCAACUCGCCCUCCGAUCACGUUUGGCCCCAUUACCGUUGAACCUACCACGACAAAGGUGCCGACAUUAAAGCCGACGACUGUCUCCCCCACGACCACGGCAGCCAAGACGACUGUUGAGCCCACGCCCACAGUGACGGAAACGGAAUCGCCGGCGCCGACGCCAACGGAAACGGCGGCGCCGGUGACGACGACAACGACUGGACCAACUACCACUCGUAAAACCACCACAGCGAAACCCACAACCACCAAUGCCGCGAUCGAAGAGACUUCUGCGACUGCUGCCCCUAUCACAACUCUACGAACGACCACCAUGGCACCAGCUGCCGACGAAGGCAGCAGCAUCGGCCUGUACAUUGGGUUGGGUGUAGGUGGCGCUGUCCUUUUGGCCGGAAUUGUCUUCUUGCUUCUCAGACUGAAGCAAGCUCGCGACGAUGACGACGAUGACUACGAAGAAGCCCACACGUACAAGGUUACUGCCCCCGCCUACACAAAACCUGCGCCCGCCGUUGCCAUCCUGAACGCCAACGCCCCUCCUGCCAAGGCACCGCAAAUUUUGACCCAGCAGUACAACCCCUACACAAACAAUAAUGCUGCUCCGUUGUACCAGCAGCAACGAUCGCUGCAACCGACCAACGCUGCGCCUGCCGUCGGGUCCUACCUGAACACAACGUCCACCCACCAUGACUCGGAGUUUGAAUACGAAGGUCAGCACUCUGCAGCCUUGGCGGCCAUCCCCACUGGAGGAUACGACACGGACCGUGAGUCAGAGUUCGCCUCCCAGUCGUUCCUCAACGACCCGUCCGGACAGCACACUGUGUUCGAGUUCAAGGACUCGAUUGACUCGCGCGACAGCAGUUUGUCGGAAGACUUGCAGAUCUCUCCCAAGCGCAACGGUCGCGCCCGUGUGUCGUCGGUCGAGUUGUAGAUUUGCUAUCGUCGCCACUGCCUCGAUGUGCUGUGCAAGUGUUCGCGAAUCGAAUUCUUACGCGUUCGUGUUUAAACAGAAUUAAAAACCAACGGGUAGGGUCUGCUGGG
This is a messenger RNA of Aphanomyces invadans, 1201 nucleotides long. RefSeq lists its product as hypothetical. The coding region runs from base 57 to 1091 and encodes 344 amino acids. Lineage: Eukaryota; Oomycota; Saprolegniomycetes; Saprolegniales; Verrucalvaceae. The transcript has 2 exons. The record is from RefSeq and is a predicted model, not a curated record.